AUGUUCUCGGCAGCGCCGACGUUCUACAGCGGCAUGAUGGACGCCUCCACACAACUUGCUGUCAAGAAGAAGCCUACCAAGCCACGCAAGGUCCAAGCCGAAAUCGACUUUUCCCUACCGCUACAUCCUUGGGCGACCACAUAUACGUCGCAGCUGCAGCAUCUGUCUCACCAGCACGCUGCUUCCACUUCUGCUUCUGGAUCAGUUCACGAGACACCAAAGCCACAGCCACAGCCGUAUCUACAGCCCUUGUCGCAACCACAGCCGCAACAGAAAGCACAACUACAGCAGCAGCCGCAACAUCAACAUGCGUUGGCGACUCGUAUGCUUCCACCACAGUCGAUGUCAGCAGCUGCAGCACCAAUCUCAGCUUCAAGCUUCUACUCACAGCCGCAGCCUCCUCACCAGGGCAGUCUCGCGCAAACGAGAGCGAUGUCAGUGCCCAAAGCAAGUCUCGAGCUUCAAUCGGUGUCAGCGAGGUCCAGUCCUCAGGUCGUUGCUUCUUCCUCUCUAACUCUGCCGUCUAAGAAAAACUUGCCGACGCGAGCUGAUUUGCACUUCUUGCUCGGUGGCUCGUCCAAGGCAAGAGCACGUUCGUCUACAUCCAAUGCAGCCGCUCAGACACCUUGGAAAUAUACAAAAGCCACCGAAAGCAACCAAGACAGCGCACAAUCUUCUGCUUCCAUCCCACUUUUGUCGGAACCUGCUCAAGAGGUCUUGCCACACGUGAGCGCACGUGUACAGCCUUCUGGAGCUCAGCCGCCCUCAGUAUCAGCGAGCGAAGAGCGUCAUUCGAACCUGUCUACCUCAAGAGAAGCGCGUGCGCAGAAAGCUGCCUCAAAAUUGCCAGUCCGUCACCAGCAGGCUACCACAGUCGCAAAGCACGAAGAUAGCCUUCCUCUGGGCGCGGAAGCUGUGAUGAGACCGGAUCAUGGAGCAGACUCGUCGUUCGAAGCUGACGUCGAAGACGAGAGGGAGCAGGACGAUCCGAACGAUCGCGAUUUCCGUCUCUAUGACCGUCGAUUAGCAGGCGGCCGACUCUCACGCAAAACGCACGACUCUGACAAAGCGGAUCAAGUAAGCGCUCGAGAUGACCCAACUCUCAAAAGGAAGCGUGGACGCCCCAGGCUGUCGAGCACGACAGACGAAAUGGCUGGCGGUGAAACGGAUCCUGCUGUCGAUGAGCAGCCAAAACGUCGAGGGCGUCCACCUAAAGCUCGUACCGCCGAGCAGCAACCAAAACGACGCGGUCGGCCUCCAAAGUCGACCUACACGCCUGAACUCAUGCACGCAUCAGAGAGGCGCAAGAGCUCCUUUCCAUCGCCGAGAACGACCCCGGGGUGUCAACCCAAAAACUCAGCUCGACAGCUGCAGAGAGAGAGAAGGUUGCGAUUGCGUGCUCAAGCUGAAGCGCAGGCCACUGUCAAGAAGACCAGGACCGAAGCUAAAGCAGUGGAAAAGCCAAACUUGAGGUCGAGCGAGGUGGCAAAGGCGGGGCAGAGUCGUAAAGGCAAGCGGCUGCUAGAUGCACUGGAGGAUGAAAACCUGGAGACAGGCAGCGCGUCAACAAUUCUCGAGCGCGCAAAAGGCAAAGUGUCGGAGUGGAUAAAGUCGAUCAGCAGCGAACCGGGGUUGAGCUUUGAUUCGGAGGAUGUAUCCAACAAUAGUGCCAGAUGGCUCGGUCAAGAGGAUGACGAGGAUGCAACAUCAAAACACACAGCUCCGACACAGCGAGAGCAGCGACUCAAUCGGGCGUCUUCGGUGUCAAGUAGCAGCAAGCAGCGCCUCCGUCCGACCACUUCGCCACCUCCUGCAUCAGCACCAGUGCCAGCCGCAGACGGAACAUCACAAGCUCCAUUCAUAGACCAUGCGCAGAUCGACCCUCGCCUGUUCCAAUCCGACCCAGCAGCAGCCGCGUUCGCAACGGAUGACGAUGAGGAAAGAUUGGUCCAAGGCUAUUUCUCCCGAUUCGCCACUGUUACUGGUGCCGAUCAGAGCGCAAAUGUGCUGCGAGAUGCUAAUGCUGAACGUGCGCUGUCGAAGCCAAACGGCGACGCGGACGGCCCAACAUAUGAGGCUGGCGUCGAAGGCGAUGAUUAUUACUUUUCCACGUGA
Molecule: messenger RNA, 2115 nt
Organism: Mycosarcoma maydis (corn smut)
Lineage: Eukaryota; Fungi; Basidiomycota; Ustilaginomycetes; Ustilaginales
Exons: 2
Coding region: 1-2115 (704 amino acids)
Molecular function (GO): DNA binding
Source: RefSeq, a predicted model, not a curated record